AUGCAGGCCCAGCGUUACACGGGUUCCACUGUGAGGCCUCUCCCCAACCGCCGUGACCUUCGAAAGUACGCCCGGCUCUUCGUAAAGACGGAUCAGGAUGGAGAUGGCUUCGUCAGCAGUGAUGAGGCCUACUCCCUGUUCACAAGGUCGCAUCUGCCAGAGGACGCUCUGCAGCAAAUUUGGGCCCUUUCCAAUGUCAGUGCCAGUGGCAUGCUGAGCUUCACGGAGUUCAUUGCUGCCAUGCACUUGAUUCGAGAAGCGCGCCAAAGCCAACAGAGCCCUUCAGCCAUCUCACCAGACCUUUCUGCCUUCCUUGGCAGCUUCUCGGAGUCUCCGCAAGACUUGUCGACGGAAGGCUCCUCGCAGUCGGCCCGUGCCCUGCAAAACUCGCGCUCUCCAAGCCCUGCACCUGUGUCCACGCUGCAGGGCACGUCUAGUCCACACUUUGGACAUGCGCCCGCCGAAGAUUCUUCUUUUGGUGCACUAGGCGCCAGCGAGCCCUUCUCACAGCCACUGGAGGAGCCUCCAGCAGAGGAUGGCAAGAAAAAGAAGGGCAAAAAGAAGGAGAAGAAGGAGAAGUCCGGUGAGGUUUUGCCUUCGCAGCCUUCGCAGGCGGAACCUGAGGCGAUACCAUGGGACUCUGGGCAGGUCACUGCCGGGGCCCCUGCUGAGCAGGGUGACUUGGGAAGUGCCUGGACUACUUUUGGAGAUGCUCAGGAGAAUCCUGAAAGCAGCAAGGGGAAGAGGGAGAAGAAAGACAAGAAGGAGAAGAAGGAGAAGGAGUUGGAGAAAGGAGCCAGGGAUGAGAAGCAAACCAGGUUUCAGCUCGAUGCAGAUGUCGCCCCAUCCUGGCCAUCUGACAAGGGCGGAUGGUCCAGCCCUUCCCGCACUGACACUGCUACCCCUGCGCCACAGACUAGCUUCGGCAUAGGAAGUGGCUUUAGCCACAGCAGCCAAGCUAGCCAGCCUCAGACAAGGAUGGGCUUGCGCUUUGACCUAGAUUUUGGCAAGGAUGCAGAUCCAGACUACAAGGCGAGGCUCCAAGAGAUUCUGGACCUGCGGCAGUCCACUUCCCCUCCAGCCACCUCGCCCAGAAAGAAGGAACCUGUGCGAUGGGCUGGACGGCGCAACGAUGGACAUUUCGAGGACCGGUACACAGGCGCGUACCGGUAUGUGGGAGACUACUCGAGCCCUGCGCUACAGGUUGCGCUGAUGGGCUUUCGGUCUUCAGCUCAAGGACCAGCAGUGUUGCCACAGCCUGGGCGGCCCUUCUUGAAGAGUCUGACCCCUCAUUUUGCUGCGCACUCUUCGCAUUCAAAGGAUGUCCUGGAGGGGGUCGAUUCAAUGACUCGAAGUCUGCGACGCUUGACUUUUGUGCCCAUGACUGCUGCCUGA
This is a messenger RNA of Symbiodinium pilosum, 1395 nucleotides long. Lineage: Eukaryota; Dinophyceae; Suessiales; Symbiodiniaceae. The record is from the annotation of a GenBank genome assembly.